Theileria equi strain WA is the source of this 3369-nucleotide messenger RNA. RefSeq lists its product as hypothetical. Gene Ontology annotation, cellular component: spliceosomal complex; nucleus. Gene Ontology annotation, biological process: mRNA splicing, via spliceosome. The coding region runs from base 1 to 3369 and encodes 1122 amino acids. The transcript has 5 exons. Gene Ontology annotation, molecular function: RNA binding; zinc ion binding. The record is from RefSeq and is a predicted model, not a curated record. NCBI's taxonomy places the organism in Eukaryota, Apicomplexa, Aconoidasida, Piroplasmida, Theileriidae.
AUGAAGUUCAUACUCGAACGCACAAGAGAAGGUCAGGAGGACCUGGAGUAUCUAGAAAAGGCGAUCAGUGCCCUUUUGAACGAUAGAAGAAGAGCCUCUGGACAAAAGUUGGUAACCAUUGAAACUGCAAUCAAGAACCUCGUCACAGAGGCACAAGGCGUUGCAAAUAUGCUCCUAGGUUACUAUGGAGACACCGAUGGAUUACGUAAAAAGGAAAUCAAGUUUAUCGCAGAUACUAGUAUUAACAAUGUUACCAGUUUUACCAGAUAUACUCAUUGGAUUCCAGAUGGAAGUGAAAGAACUUUUAUUCUAUAUAAGGAACUACAAGAUGGAAGUAAGAUAGUAGAAUCAUCCGUGGGAGUAUCCAUACCUAAUGUAGAAAGUGUUUCAGUAUAUUACUGGAAUGGUAAUCUUGGUAAGCCUAUCCUACUCGAAGUUACUAUUGGGGGUGGUGGUAAACCAGAAACCAAGCACUAUUGUCACAGUUCAACUACUGGAGGAGGACGAGGCAACUGGUCGAAUGCCGAUAAUGAAGAUAAAGAACUACUCUACCUUCUCGAUGAGAAUAAUUGUCGGAGGAACAGGGCAGUGCCGUUUAAUAUCAACAAGCCAGAAGACACAUCUCAGAUUUAUAAUGAUGAUCAAGUACCUCAAUGUGUAAAGGAUACCAGAAAGAUUACAGAAUAUGGUCCAAAACCUGCUCCUCCCGGAGGUGAAUACACCGUUAAGGAAUGUGUUGUUUAUAAUGAUCCUAGUGAUCCUUUUGAAACAGGCACUAAAGUAUCUAGAGUGAUCUUUGGAAAAAUGAACACUGACAUUAGUCUUCCAAACAAUUAUCCAGUAUCUAGGAUAAGAGUGUUCUCACAAAAGAAUGUAGAUAGUACUCCUCUUAUUCUACAGUUCGUAAAGAAGGGUGGAGAGGAACAAAGGUGGUUUUACAGUAAAACUCUAGAUUGUCUUGCCUGGGGAAUCGUUAAUAAUUAUAGAUCAGAGGGAUUCUAUAACGAUUCUGCGGGAUAUUAUCCUACUGAUGAUCUUACAACUGAGCUCGACAAUGUUAGGUGUUUUCGUGAGAGUCUUGUUACUAUGAAUAUUAGUGAGAGUGUAUCCGCAGGACAAUCAUAUUGUUGUAUUUACCAUAGUGAUUCUAGAGAAGGAAAGGUUACAGUUAGCGAGAGAUCAGUUCAAGUUGGUUCUGGUACUAAAGAGAUUCCGUUCCACAAACACGCCAUCACUGAUGAAAGCACUAAUCUGGUAAAGAUAAAGUUUUCUUCACAAUGGAAUCAAGGUACUGAAAUAAAGAGGAUAACCCUAAGUAAGCAGAAUCUUCCAAUCACGGGUCCUGUUAGCGUCUACGCAUUUUAUUGUCAAAAGAAUCCAGUACUAAUAUACAUUGAAGGUGGGAGGCCUCUGACAGUUAAUAAGUGGUUUAAGAAGAAUGGUGAUACAUGGAUACAAGUCUUGAAUAAUGUACCCGGUCCGGAGCAAAUUGAUGACUGUACAAGCUGGACUCAACUUAACAAUGAGCUUACUAAACUAGGUUGUCAGAGCUAUGGAGAAUGUAAUGAACCUACCCAAUCCUCACCUCUACAAGAUCCUGCUACUGUUGUUAGUGAUCUAGGUGGAGUUAAAGGAUCUGGUGAAAAAAUACUCAGUGACCUGAUGAAUUUCGGAAAACUAGGAUACGGUUUCGCUGGUCUAUUUGGAUUAGAUCUAACUCUUCAACUGGUUAAGGAUAUUGCUAGUUCUAGUCAAGCCGAAGAUCAAAUUCCUGUUCCCCCUGAUGCUACUGAUACUGGUAAUGAUAGUGAUGCUGAAUCUAAAUCUGCUGAAGCACAAAAUCCUGCUGGCUCAUCUAACCUGGAUGCUACUACUCCUGAACUUGCUUCUAGAGCUACUGGUCAAGGAUCUCCUCCUGAAACUGCUAAACUUACUGGUGGCGAACUUACUGCUGCUGGUACGGACGUCCAAGACACGGAUACGUUAUGGAACAACUACUAUAGCACAUUAAAAAACAUAAAGGACUAUUACAGACACAAUGAGCAGUACAAUGCACCUAUAGAAGCUCGUAAUCUAAAGUCAAUGGUUAAAAAGGCAUGUGCUGAUGUCCAUUUGGACUCCAUUUUUAAACCGGAGGAAAAUAGCGGAAAAUGUAUUUAUUUGCAAGACUUUUAUAUCAAAUUUGUAAAUCUGCAGCCAUUGAGGAAUUACAGGCUGAAUACGCAUAGACAACAGGAAAUCCACCGUCUUCGUAACAAGGGUUUAACGGAUGAUAAGCUUUUGGAGUCUCACGUUGCUCCUUUUGUGGAGAUGGAUUACGUUACCUACUUGUCAACUUUUCAUCAAUUCCAUCUCAUCCCCCGCUACUGCAAGUAUAGAAAUGCAGAGUAUAUAAAGUAUUUACAAGACCUUUACGCCUAUCUUGCCGAUUUUUUUUGCAGACAGAAUCCACUCGCAAACUCCAAAAAUCUCGAGGCUUCCAUGGAGGAGAGCUUCAAGACUUCGUGGGAGUCAAACUCUCUGCAAUAUUGGAAGGAUAAGACUUAUACAUUGGAACUAUACAACGCUCCAUCCGACAAGCUCUUUAGCUCCAAGGGCGUACUUGAAUCGUUUACCAAGGGUAAAAAGUAUGCAGCACUACUCGCCAAACAUUUGGCCAGAGAAGAGGAAGCAAAGGUCAGUACAGAUAAUGGAAAGGACCAUUCCGCAAGUGACACCAACGAGGGCCCAGAUGACGCUACAAAUGUCCUCCCAUGGUACGCCAAGAGUGUGGAGCACGAUAGGGAAAUUGCGCGGCUCGAGUACCUUGUGUGUGCAUACAAAGAGACGCUGCAAGGGACAGUUGACGCCUCCAUAGAGAGUGUAGAAAAGAGAGAGUCUAGGACUCACAAGGAGCUCAAUAGUCUCACGGAGGAAAUAUUAAAGGCUGUCGAGGAGACUCCAGAAGUUAACUUGGAAGAAUCUUCCGAAGAUGAAGACGAGGAAAAGGUCGUUUAUAAUCCCCUCAACCUCCCCCUUGGAUGGGACGGCAAGCCUAUCCCCUACUGGCUCUACAAGUUGCAUGGCUUGGGUCAGGAGUUCAAGUGUGAGAUUUGCGGCAACUACUCGUACUGGGGAAGAAAGGCGUUUGAGAAUCACUUUCAGGAGUGGAGGCACUCGUUUGGCAUGAGGUGUCUAAAGAUUCCAAACACUCCUCACUUCAAGGAGAUUACAAAGAUUGAGGAUGCGUUUGCACUAUAUGAAAAGCUCAAGACAGUUUCGGAUCGCAACACAUUCAAGGUCGCCCAGGAGGCAGAAUGUGAAGACUCUGAGGGGAACCUCAUGAGCGUAAAGGCCUAUGAAGAUCUCAAGAGACAGGGACUACUCUAA